Rosa chinensis is the source of this 2284-nucleotide messenger RNA. RefSeq names its product protein IQ-DOMAIN 14. The coding region runs from base 851 to 2080 and encodes 409 amino acids. Lineage: Eukaryota; Viridiplantae; Streptophyta; Magnoliopsida; Rosales; Rosaceae. Gene Ontology annotation, molecular function: protein binding. The record is from RefSeq and is a predicted model, not a curated record. The transcript is spliced from 5 exons.
CUCUCCUCUUAAUAAGCAAUGUCUGCAUCCCCCCAAAAGGAUCCAGAUCUGCUUGAUCAGCGCUCUGCUCAUUUGGGUAGACCCAUUUCAGAGAUUUCAUUGCAGAAAGCCAGAAAGAAUGGCAGAGUCUGAGUGAGGAGAAGAAAUUUUAUUACUAUUGAGUAGCGAGGAAGAUACGCAGAAACAAAAAUAAAAGGGUGACUGAGAAAAGAUCUCCUCCUCCCAAACAAGGAAAGCGAAAUCUCAGCCUUUUUGGGCUCACUUCUUUUUUUGGGAGUACGAGUAGCUAUAUAAAGGAACCCUUUUUAGUACUGGGUUAUAGGCUGUAAUGACUUUGCUCAGACUUUCGCAGUCUUCAGCUUAGACUGUGCUGUACUGGAAGAAGAAGAUUAUAAACAGAGAGAGAGAGAGAGUUAUGAGAGAAGAUAAUGGCUUUAAUAAGAGAAGGCUAUUGGGUUGUUGCAGUGAUUAGUAAACAGAGGGUUUCUUUUUUAGUGUGUGAGAAGAACAAGGUUUAAAAAAAAUUGGGCUUCACGGGAUUGUCAGUGGGUAUCUUUCAUUUUUAGUACACGUUGCUCCAGAAAGGUUUGUGUUUUAGGGAGAGAAGGAAGCGGUGGAGGCGUUAUAGUGCUUUUUGCUAGAGUUUGAGUCGGUGGACAAAGUGGUGUGUGUAAACAUUUCAAUCGGCGCCUUUUUUGAAUUUAAGAUUCAAGAAGAAGAAGGUGGUCUGUUCUUCACGAGGUGCUGUCAGAUUUUUGCAAAGGAGAGAAAGAGAAAGAAAAGAGGGGGCUAGUCAUUUUAUCCAUAUUUAUUUUUAAGUUCAUAACUCCACAUUCUAGAGAGAUAAAGUAUGGGGAGAGCUAGAAGAUGGUUGAAGGCUCUGUUGGGGAUGAAGAAAGAGAAAGACCCUCUUGAGCUUCCAAAUAGUACUACCAAUACUACUCGACCUGGUGAUCGGAAAGAGAAGAGAAGGUGGAGUUUCAGCAAGUCAUUGAAAGAUGCAAGUCCAAUUAGUCAUGUCCCGGCUAAUCUUCCCCCGAAUGUUUCCCCUGCUGACUCAGCCUGGCUCAGAUCCUAUCUUGCCGAGACAGAGAAGGAACAGAACAAGCACGCAAUUGCGGUGGCUGCUGCCACUGCCGCCGCUGCUGACGCUGCCGUGGCUGCUGCUCAGGCGGCGGUGGCGGUUGUGAGGCUGACGAGCAAGGGCGGCUGUGGAGGAGACUUGUUUGGUAAGAGAGAGAGAUGGGCGGCAAUGAGGAUUCAGACUGUUUUCAGAGGCUAUUUGGCAAGGAAGGCGCACCGAGCUCUUAGAGGACUUGUUAAGUUGCAGGCUCUUGUUAGAGGUUUUCUUGUCAGGAAACGAGCUGCUGCUACUCUUCAUGGUAUGCAAGCUCUUAUUAGAGCACAGACAAGUGUCCGCUACCAGCGAGCACGUCGUUCUUUCAAUAAAGAGAACAGGUUCCUACCCGAAAGCAGGCCUAGGAAGUCCAUUGAGAGAUUUGAUGAAGCAAGAAGUGAAUUUUAUAGCAAGAGGCUUUCUGCAACUUAUGAACCUUCUCUUAAUGGCUUGGAUGAAAGCCCAAAGAUUGUUGAAAUCGAUACCUUCAGAACCAGAUCCAGGUCUCGCCGAUACAACACUGUCUUAUCUGAAUAUGGCGAAGACGUGCCUUACACCUCUUCGCCACUGCCAUGUCCAAUUCCAACUCGCAUUACUGUACCGGGGGGCCAGCAGCUUCAGGAUUGUGAAUGGUACUUCACUGCUGAUGAAUGCAAGUUCACUACAGCCCAUAGUACCCCCCGUUUGGCCAGUUCUUUUCGGUCUAAUGCACCCAGUACACCUGCCAAGAGUGUUUGUGGAGACAGCUUCUUUCAGCCUUACUCAAACUGCCCAAACUAUAUGUCUAGCACCAAGUCAUUUAAGGCCAAAUCAAGGUCCCACAGUGCACCGAAGCAAAGGCCUGAACCCCUGCCUAGGAAGAGGCUUUCCCUUGAUGAAAUAUUGGCAGCGAGAAACAGUGUGAGUGGCAUUCGAAUGCAUCGACCCUACAACCAAGUCCAAGAAGAAGUCUUGAAUUAUUGAGGAAGCAGCUGCGAUGGGAAGACUAGCCUCUUUCUUAGAUCAAAAUCAGGAAGCACUUGCAUAGCAGAUGGUAAACUGGUAAAGUAACAGAUUGGAGAGGAUAAGAGCUUCUCCAAGCCUUAUUUUCCCACUUUAGUAAUUGACAAUGAAUAGGGUAGAACACAGUGCUUUGUAAAUUCUUCGUUUUCUCAACAGUUUCUUUCU